GCGUCUUCCAGUUCUCUCUCUCUCUCUCUCUUCGGUUGCGUUCGUCGGGUAUUCCCUUCUUCCGCGGUCGAGUCUGAGCAUCAAAAGCUGCUUCGUCGCCAGAAGGAUAUAUGGACAACCAACAAGACUUGAAGAAGUGGGAACUGAAGGUAGCCGUCCACUGUGACGGAUGCGCAAGGAAAGUGAGGAAGGUUUUGCAACGCAUUGAUGGGGUAUACAGGGUGAGCGUGGAUUCUGCAAAGCAGAAGGUGACGGUCGAGGGCGAUAGCAAAUUGAAUCCUGAUGUCCUCGUCAAGAAGUUGGCGAAGACAGGCAAGCCUGUCGAGUUGCUGCCGGAGGUCGACCCGAAGCAGAAGCCUUCUUCCGAUGAGAACAAGGCAGAGCCGUCCCCGCAGAAGGAUGGUGGCGACAAAGAAGAGAAGAAGAAAAAGCCAGAAGAUGCAGGAAGCGAGCAGAAAGGAAAGAAUACAGAGAAGGAUAAGGAUGGUUCUGCCUCCGUAACCGGCGACACCACUGCUUGUGAUGUUGUUCAAUCAGCCAAGGACGGUGGCUAUGUUACGGAGAUUAGGCAGGAUUUGAGCCACCCUCCUCCACCAGAGAGCCUUGGUUUCUACCCUUUCAAUCCCAGUGUGGUUCAAUACACGGUACACUAUCACACGGUCGAUCCAUAUGCGGUGCACCCUUACAGGCCAGGUCAAGCGUUUUGCUGCGAGAUGCCGGGCCAUUGCCCGCCACCUGCCUACCCUCCGGCAAAUCUUCAUUUUAAUACCGACAUGUUCAACGACGAGAACACCGGCAGUUGCACGUUGAUGUAAGGGAAGCUAGCCGUCCAGUCUGGUUGGUUGUUCUUAUCCUUUUGUCAGUAAGACUAGUUCUUGUAGACCAAAAUGCAAUGUCUCUCUUUUAUUUAGAA
Messenger RNA from Nymphaea colorata (pocket water lily), 913 nucleotides. Its product is annotated as heavy metal-associated isoprenylated plant protein 35-like. Lineage: Eukaryota; Viridiplantae; Streptophyta; Magnoliopsida; Nymphaeales; Nymphaeaceae. The transcript has 3 exons. Gene Ontology annotation, molecular function: metal ion binding. Bases 111 to 815 code for a protein of 234 amino acids. The record is from RefSeq and is a predicted model, not a curated record.